This is a messenger RNA of Nannochloropsis gaditana CCMP526, 1002 nucleotides long. RefSeq lists its product as uncharacterized. The annotation marks the transcript as partial. The record is from RefSeq and is a predicted model, not a curated record. The transcript has a single exon.
AUGAGACGACAUGGCACGGACAUUAAAAUGUUUUGGGCACCUGUCUUGGUAAUCUCAUUGAUGGUGGCACCGGCCAGCACGUGGGGCUUCUACCUCCUCCCAGUCUCCUCCUUGCUCAACGGGCGGUUGACUUCCAGACCGCCGUCCACCGCCCUGGCAUCCCAGCAGCCACCUCCAUCGGGCCGAGAUAGCGGAGAGUACAUACCACAGUCCUACGGGUUGGAAGAGGAGGCGGAAGAUCCCUACCUCGUGUCCCUCAAGCGUGGCGAGCCUCCUCGUCGGGAGGCUGGCGUUGGUUCCACGAGUGCAUCGCCCGUGGGACCUUCGCACGCUAGCCAGACACGGACGCCUGAGGAGAUCAAGGCCUUGAAUGAGGCGGCCAAGGCACGCAUGGAAGCCUACGCGCGGGGCGAGAAACCGCCCGGAUUUGGAGCAUCCCCGCCUGUCCCUUCUGGUUUCACCCCCUCCACCCCCAAUACCCCGGAGGGUUUUAACCCCAACAAAUUCAUGGAUUUCUACCGGGAGCACGAGGCCAAGCUGGCGGCUGAAAACGCCGCAAAGGCCGCCGAGACCCCGGCGCAAGCUGCAGUCCCUCGACCUCAAGGAGCCCCUAUCAUGCCGGGCGUGCCCGAGCCUUACCAACCUCCGCCCCAAUACCAACAGCAACCGUCCCCCGCCCAACUCCAGGCACAAGAAGAGCAAGCAAAGGGCUCUCCCCAAAGCUACGAGUCUCACGGAGGUUCCCGGUUCAAGGGGGUUUUUGACGCGGCCGCCGCCGCCGGAUCCACGAAUCCGGCCAAGGAGAGGUUGAAGCAGUACCUGCUCUCCCGCUACGCCCCCGACGAUAUGUCCGAGCAGGCCGUAAAUUACCGACGGCUCAUCCAAUUCGCGGACACGGGCGGCGGGUACUCGGGCUCGUCGACGGAGGACUCGGACGAGGCCUACCUGGCCCAGCUCAAAGCGGACGCUCGGGAGAAGAUCCGCAACAACCCCUGGCAGACG